AUGGAUACAGCGGCGAACUUGCACAAUAUUCAAGCAACCAAAACCGAAGGUGGUGUUGCUCCUCCGAAGCGGACUCUGUCGACUCCACCCCGCCCAUACCCGCCAAGGCACCACGAUCCGGCCGCGCUCCGAGUAUUCGUCUUCCAAGCCUCUUGGCCUCCGAACAAUUUCAGUCGCUCUUGGACCGGCUCACAUUUAUACUGCAAGUGCUCAGGACUCAGACAGGGCGGCUCGGCUGGCCAAGUGGCGCGUUCCCUACGGACCUUGAGAAGAGACGUAGGACCUUGA
This is a messenger RNA of Colletotrichum tamarilloi, 288 nucleotides long. RefSeq lists its product as uncharacterized. The record is from RefSeq and is a predicted model, not a curated record. Lineage: Eukaryota; Fungi; Ascomycota; Sordariomycetes; Glomerellales; Glomerellaceae. The transcript has a single exon. Bases 1 to 288 code for a protein of 95 amino acids.